Messenger RNA from Pomacea canaliculata, 4406 nucleotides. RefSeq lists its product as uncharacterized. The transcript has a single exon. The coding region runs from base 378 to 1946 and encodes 522 amino acids. Gene Ontology annotation, molecular function: protein binding. The record is from RefSeq and is a predicted model, not a curated record. Lineage: Eukaryota; Metazoa; Mollusca; Gastropoda; Architaenioglossa; Ampullariidae. Gene Ontology annotation, biological process: intracellular signal transduction.
CAUUAUUAUUAUUAUUUUUUUAACAUAUUAGCCCCACACACAGACACGUACGCACGCAACAAAGAAAACGAGUACACAGUAUUUAGUGAGGACCAGCUUUCAGAUUAGAGUUCAUAACAAAUAGACAGCUCUGCAACAAACUAUUCCUCUAUUAUCAUUAAGUUUGGGCCAUAUGGGAGUCUGUGGUUUGAGUAUAAUCCCAAACUUGUAUUAGUUAAAUCAAUAGCUUGGGACAGCCGCUGUUCUGAGACAUUUUGUAUUUCUCUUGCAAGGAGAGCUACAAUGGCUUGCAACUCCUUUUAGUUGCUUUAGACUGGAUGCCUCGAAAGUUUGAGGCUGAGACAAUCCGACAUGCGUAGAAGUCAACAACGAAAACAAUGGGCUGCGGAUUCUCUCGAAUCUUUAAUGGUAUCUUUAGAUCAAGACCAAGAGGAAAUAAGCUGUUUGGCAAUUCCAAGUUCGGAAUCAGAACCAAGGAUGGAGACGAGGUAACGUUAGAUGGACAGCCAGCAGAUAUUAUUGAAGAGAGUGAAAUUCCUGAGGGAUAUUUUAAGAAAACUGUCGAAUACAGUUUGGAGAAAUAUCAGGUGGAUAAUAUGUCGAAAAGAAAUUCUGCUUCCAAGCGCGAACCUUCCGACUUAGUCGUCGUAAGGACGACGAGUCUGGAAGAAGCAGCUGAGCUGGCAGUCAGAAACCGAAACAAAGAACAGUUGCUACACGUCAUAAACAAAUGUGGAGAGUGGAAUGCUUUCUUGCCAGCAUCCAGCCUGCCAAAAAAGAAGACCAGUGCUGUGGAGCUAGCCUGCAUAUUGGGUUACUUCGAUAUGGUUGAAGUGUUCCUUGACAACGGAUGCAGUCCUAACUUGCCGACCUCAGCAGGGAAAUUGCUUCAUUCUGUUUUAGACUCCUUAAAAGCCAACGAGGAUAGCCUGAACGCCGGGCAAAGAGUGAUUAAAAUUUUGUGUAAAAAAGGUUGCGAUCUUAAUAUUAAAGACUACAAAGGUAAUACUCCAUUAAUGCAAUGUGCUCAAAUAGGUGACACUGUGAUUAUGAAAGAAGUGCUUUCUCGUUGCUCAGAACAACAGCUCAGUCAUCGUUCCUCUGGAAGUUUGAACACACCACUGCACAUGUCUGUGAUGAGAGGAGACUUUGAGUGUGUCAGAUUGUUGCUGGAAUAUUCACCACAUAAACAUGUAAAUAUUCCAGACAAGUAUGGAAACACCGCUUUACAUCUGGCGCUCAAGAGCAUGUUACACAACAUCCCUUACCUAAAUGCUGCCAAAGAGCACAUUGCUGCAUCAUCAGAGGUAGGUAGAGAAAAUCAGUCAUUUAUUCCUGCUGCCAGCAAAUCAAAUUCCUCCCAGAAACAUGUUUUUGAGCAGCUCACAUGGUUUCAGCAUAAUGCAAUCGCUAUUGUUGAAGCACUGGUCAUGGCUGGUGCAGAUCUACAUGCUACUUGCUGCCCACCAAGUGCCAAUGACUUUCAGUAUUAUCCUCUCAUUUAUGCACUUCGGCUGUGUGCAGAGGAUGAAACUGAAGGUUUCAUUUUUGAACAGGAAAAAUUCUCAUCCAUGCUGCACUUAGUGUCACAACAAACAAUUCAGUCUUUGCAAAGGUGGAAGGUAGCUUCUACAUGCAUGGAAGAAAACAUAAUCACAAAAUUUUCAGUCUAUGCUGGAGUUGUGCGUCUUUUAGUCCUUGCAGGGACUGAAGUGUCAAACCGCAUGAGAGCUGAGCUUUUUCAGCGGUUCAGCUCAGAAACAAGCCUGAUCAAUGAGCUUUGUGUAUUCUGGGACAGUUGCAGGAUUGAAAAGCCACCGAAACUUAUUCAUCUUGCAAAACAGAAGAUUCGUUUACAUUUGGCAAGUGUCCAGAAACUACACUUGAUUAGUCAAAUACCUUUACCUCCAUGUCUACAAGAUUAUGUGAAGAUUAAUUACCUUUGAUUUUUGUUGAUAUUAAUUUAGUAGGUGAUGAAUUGAUUAUCAGAACAGUAAAUUGUUGCUUUUAAAGGUCUACAUGAACCCACAUGUGAAUGACUGGCUGAACUCAGUGUAACAUAGUACUUCCCAAAAACUGGGUGGAAAAUCCCUCUCCAUUCUUGAGAUGCAAGUUUUCAAACAUUACUCUACACACGUUAAAUAAAAAAGAAGUCAUAAAUGCUGCCACCAGGAGUGGACAUUGAUCUACCUACAUUUUAACCCAGUGGUUCUUGACCUUGUUUGAGGUACUGAACCCACAAGUUUCAUAUGCACAUUCACCGAACCCUUCUUUAGUGUCAUCACGAAUUGCGGGUGUGUCUUGACCUCCGUGGCAGAGGCUCCGCCGAACCCCUUAGACCGACUCACCGAACCCCUAGGGUUCGAUCGAACCCUGGUUAAGAACCACUGUUUUAACCACUACAAUGAAACUUUGGAAGGGGUAUCUUGGGAGGUUAGGCAUAGUGAUGGAGACUUUGGAGAUCAUGGUUUAGAUUCCUUUCCAUCCAUUGAGAUGUUUGUAGGAUUUUGUCUCCAGAAAUAGGGAGAUUAUUCACUCAGAUUUCAAGAAAUGGCAUCUUGUACAUAGUCCUUCAAAAAUCCAAAAUCUUUAGACUUUUUAAUUUUUAUUAUUUACUUGUGUCUUUGCGCAAAAGGUGGCUACUUAUUUCAUCUUGCUGUUUUUGGUGACCUAAAAUGCCCUUCAACUAUUACAGGGAUUUUUUUCUUAAGUCAUUCAUGUCUGGUGCAAAUCAAAGCAGUGCAUGUUUUGAUAUUUGAAUAAUCGUAUCUUUUUAAUAUUUAACUUUUUUAAGUGUAAGUUAUUUUUUCUAACUAGAGAAUAUGACUUUGUUUAUAUGUGUUUAUUUCAUUUCUGUAUGCUGCUUGCAUGACUUCUUGCAAGAUAAAUGUCUUCCACAUAAUUCUGAAUUUAUUAUGACUGUAGUAUGCAUGUUUAUUGAAAACUGAGUAGGUUUGCUUGGCCAUCCAACCCUUAAAAACUCAGAAAACAGUGAAUUUUUUUUAAGUUUCAGGAAAGUUUACGUAGUUUAUCUAGAUUUUGCUGUAAUUUGUCAUGUUUAGUAUGUUGCACUUUAAUUUUUGUGGACUACCGAGAUUUGAAUGGGAAAAACUAGCAAAUAAAUCACAGAACAUUGUGGACAGUUCACAGCUAACUUCAGAGAUUAAAGCUGCACCAUUGGUUGAAAGCACACAUAUUAGUAUGUGAAAAUGAAGCGUGAUUGAUCCAUUUGUGUGUCCCUUAAUCUUGAUGCUUUACAAGUCUCAGUCAAGAGAAAGUAGCAAACAUCUUUAAAAAUGUGUUUUCAAAAACAGCUAGUUUUUUUCCAGCUGAUGGCAUAGCCCUGACAACAGUAUAUUUUUGGACAUCAUCUGCAAAUACUAUCCAUUCUGCGAUACCACAUACACUUAAAGAUUUUGAUGCGUGGUGGAUUGCAGGAAUGUUAUAUUUUGCUCUUUAAGCCAGUGUGAUAACUUAUAAGUGUUAUGUUUUUUUGGAAUAUGCUUUUGACCUAAUAUUUUUGUGGGGCUGUCUGGUUUAGAACAAAAAUAUCUACUUACAAGUCUUUGUUUAGAUACUUAAGGUGGAACAGCUGCAGUAUUUUUGGAAAAAAGAAAUUCUCCAGUGCAGUGCAAUGCAAUUGUUUGUUACUGUUUUGUGCCAUAAUAAGGCUAUAUCAUGGUGAGAGAAGGUAAUGUUACAUAUAAAGGUUGAGUGCAAUGCAAUGGUUAAUGUUGGGCUCACUUUUUGAAGUUCAGAAUUUCUUGCUUACUCACCUAGUUGAAACGAUUUAUCAGAAUUAUUCAUAUUUGGCUGACCUCUAAAUACCUAUGACAGUGCAUGUUGUUUGGUCAUUUUUGUGUUAGUCAUUAAAACACUUGAGGUUCUGUUGUUCCACGAUGUAAGACAGUUUGACACUUUUGAUUUUGAAGGUUUUACCUUGAUGCUUUGUUCUUUAUUUUUAUGUUUGUUUGUUUAUUUCUUUAAAUAUAUCUUGUUCUUUAUUCUACUCUGCUUUGAGACAGUCAUGUUUAAAUCAAUCAUUAUUACUGCUACAACAAAACAGCAAACACUUUUAGCCUGUCAAAGAUAAAACAGGAACUGAGUAAGUCAUGCAUUUUAAUAUUCUCUCCACUUCAUUUGUUUCAUACAACGCAUUCAUAAUCGUUUUAUUCUAGAUACAUUCUGUUUUAGUAGCACACUUCACACAGUGCUUAGUUGACAAAAAAUGCUCUGUGGACCAAAUGUGACGUGUCUCGAAAAUAUAUGAAGACAUCACUAUGCUGAGUUGUGCAGAGAGCAAUCAUUAAAACCUGCAUGCUGCAAUCCAUUUCCUAUCUUCACACUUGUAAUACUAAAUACACAAUAAUACAUUCUCAGUAAUCACUAAAGUUUAAUCCUUCAAG